This is a messenger RNA of Polistes dominula (European paper wasp), 1259 nucleotides long. RefSeq names its product solute carrier family 35 member G1. Gene Ontology annotation, cellular component: membrane. The record is from RefSeq and is a predicted model, not a curated record. NCBI's taxonomy places the organism in Eukaryota, Metazoa, Arthropoda, Insecta, Hymenoptera, Vespidae.
ACAAACACUUUUUAUCUUGUUGUAUAAAUUUUGUGCAUUAUAUAUUUUACAAUUACAGCUUUAAUGUAGACGUUUGAUACUACUUUAUUUCACUUCACCUGUUAGGGAUUAUUAAUCCUCUUUUAAUCUUUUCGACGCAUUAAGCUAUAUGCUAAUUGUCUGUAACAGAUCUACCGUAGACAGUAGUCUGUUACAUGUAUUACUUUCAAGAAAAUUGUGUAUAGUGCAGGUUUACAAUCAUUUUAGUUAUGAAGUUCAGCAUUAAAUCUACAACUUCCUACAAUAGUAUCCACCCUACUUACCACUAUAAUGAACAAUUUGCUAACAACAUUGAAACGUACCAGGAAGGUACAAAAUGGUUUGGUAUACUUUUAGCUUUCCUAUCUGGUACAUUUUUUACAAUCAGCUCUGCUUUAGUAAAAGCAAUCCGUAAUGUUGAUCCGAUGAUAUUGCUAAUUAUUAGAGCAGUUCUGCAAAUAUUAGUAAUGGUUAUUAUUGCGAUUAAAACAACUAAGAAUAUAAUAGGACCUAAAAAUCAACAAAUGCUUAUACACCUUCAGGGUUUUGUAGGUGGAAUGACAUUAUCAUUAUUAUACUACAGCUUUAGAAAAUUACCUUUGGGUGAUGCUACAACAAUUAUAUUUAGUUCUCCAAUUAUUGUUAUUGUACUUUCCUUCCUAUUCCUAAAAGAACCAUGUGGUUUGUUGCGCAUAAUAGUUGCUUGUAUGCUUUUUACGGGUGUUAUACUUGUAGCUAGGCCUCCAUUAUUAUUUCAGACACAUAAAGCAGAACCAUAUGAUGUUAUAGGGUAUGUAUAUGCACUGACAGCAGCUCUAUUUACAGCCUUAAAUAUUGUGAUAAUGAGAAAAUGUCAAGAAAUACACUAUUCCAUAAUUGUUCUAAAUUUAUCUACAUGGUCACUCAUAGCAGCAACAUUUUUCUUCUUCAUUAUUCCUGGAAAUAAUGAACACAAGUUGAUUUUACCAAAUGACUGGUUUACGUGGGGUAAAAUACUUUCUUUAUCAAUAACUGGACUUUGCGGGCAAGCUCUUGUAACGAAAGCUUUAAAAAUUGAAGGAGCAGGGAAAGUAUCGAUUACUAGAUCAUUAGAUAUUAUUCUAGCAUAUAUUGUACAAAUAUAUGUUUUUGGAGAAGAACCAUCAUCAACAAGUGUCAUCGGAGCAAUAUUAAUUAUCUUUUCUGUCUUGUGUAUGGGAUUUGAAAAAGAAAUUUAUAAUAUUUGUGACUUUAUUCCCUAA